Messenger RNA from Pelmatolapia mariae (spotted tilapia), 1950 nucleotides. RefSeq names its product sialic acid-binding Ig-like lectin 16. The transcript has 7 exons. Bases 1 to 1950 code for a protein of 649 amino acids. The record is from RefSeq and is a predicted model, not a curated record. NCBI's taxonomy places the organism in Eukaryota, Metazoa, Chordata, Actinopteri, Cichliformes, Cichlidae.
AUGUUUGUUCUCAUCUGGUCGGCUCUGUUUGUCUCUGUAAAAGGCAGCAUUGCUGACACAGAUGCCUCAGCCUGGGGACAACAACACUGUGACAGAGGAUACUGUGUUACUCUGAGUGAGCGAGAACUAACAGCAGAGGCUGGACUCUGUGUUGUGAUCCCGUGUUCUUUCACUACUGCUGCUAACUUUACACCCAACCAUAUAGUUUGGUACAAAUGUGUAGCAUCUCAAAAAUUUUGCAGUGAUGCUGACAUAAUAUUUCACAGCAACAAAACCACAGACAACAAAGGUCAGGCUGCGUUUGAAGGACGAGUGUCACGUUUGGAACCUGAUGUGAGUCAGAACAACUGCAGCAUCAUCAUUAAUGAUCUGAAAGAGUCUGAUUCAGGAUCAUAUCAGCUCAGAGUUACUGGAGAACUGAAUAAACAACCAAAUGGAUUCACAUUCAUUCCAAGAGUAACUGUUUCUUUUGAAGGUCUUAAUCAGAAGCCCACAGUAAUGAUUCCCACACUGACAGAGGGACAGCAGGCCACACUGACCUGCACUGCUCCUGGUCUCUGCUCUGGAUCUGUUCCUGAAAUCACCUGGACAUGGAGAGGAGCAGGAGGGACUGAAUCUUACAUUACAAGAAACAGCACUGAUUUCAAGACUGAGAAUCUGACUGAUUUCACACAGAGACACAUCUCAACUUUGACCUUUAACGCUUCAUCUGAACACCACAACACCAGUAUCACUUGCAAGAUUAACUUCAAAGGUAGAAAAACUACAGAGGAGACUUUGACUGUAAAUGUGAUCCAUAAGAAAGAAAUUAUAAUCAUUGGGAAUACAACUUUUGAGGAGGGAGAUGUUCUGAAUCUGACCUGCAGUGUUGAAAGUUUCCCUCCAUCUCUGAUUGUGUGGUCUAAACUUGGUUCUGACACAAACCUGCACAAUGACACUGGAUCAGCGACACUUGUCAUCCCUAAUGCAACAGCAGAACAUUCUGGACAGUACAUCUGUGCAGUUACAUAUACGAACAAUACCCUGAAGAAGGAUGUCAAUAUCACAGUGAUAUAUAACAGGGCUGCUCAGAUCAUUGGGAAUACAACUGUGAAGGAGGGAGAUGUUCUGAAUCUGACCUGCAGUGUUGAAAGUUUCCCUCCAUCUCUGAUUGUGUGGUCUAAACUUGGUUCUGACACAAACCUGCACAAUGACAAUGGAUCAGCGACACUUGUCAUCCCUAUUGCAACAGCAGAACAUUCUGGACAGUACAUCUGUGCAGUUACAUAUAUGAACAAUACCCUGAAGAAGAAUAUCAGUGUCACAGUGAUAUGUCUUAAUCAGAAGCCCACAGUAAUGAUUCCCACACUGACAGAGGGACAGCAGGCCACACUGACCUGCACUGCUCCUGGUCUCUGCUCUGGAUCUGUUCCUGAAAUCACCUGGACAUGGAGAGGAGCAGGAGGGACUGAAUCUUACAUUACAGGAAACAGCACUGAUUUCAAGACUGAGAAUCUGACGGCUUUCACACAGAGACACAUCUCAACUUUAACCUUCAAUCCUUCAGCUGAGCAUCAUGACACUAGUGUCACCUGCAACAUCCACACAGGGGGAAAAAGUACAGAGAAGACUUUGACUGUAAAUGUGAACCGUGAGUACUUUGUAUAUAAUAGUCAAGCAUUACAAGACAAUCAGACUCUAAGCUCAAACAGUGAGCCAAAGGAAGUGGAGUAUGCCAAUAUAGAUUUUUCUCUGUUGAAAAGAAACAGUGGCAGGGAGGCAGCAAGGAAGCAAGAGAGCACAAAGACAGACUAUGCUGAAAUUAAGAAAGCGGUCAAAGAACAAUGGGGAGAUGAUGCUGGGGAGGAAGGAGAUAUAUUGGAGGGCCAAGAGAAGAAUGUGAUAAUGGAGUUGAAACACUGUGAACCAGAAAGGGUAGAAGGGCGAGAUGAGGCAGUGAGUGAAGUGUGA